AUGGCUAGUGAGGAGAGUUUUGUUGUUCUGGUUCACCACAGAGGAUCCAUUAAGAGGAAAACUCGUUCCGGAGUGAAGUUCACAGAUAAGGAUCCUCUCUGUAUUGUCGUGAAUCCAACGAUAAGGUAUGAUGACCUUGUUAGAUAUGUGCUGAUGAAACUUGGCCUGGAAGGUGCGAAGCGGGUUAAGAAGUUUUUCUAUCGCAUUCCAGUCUCGAUCCUGCACGAUACGGUGAAGUAUGAUUGUCUCACGAUUGGUAGUGAUGAGGACCUGCAAGUCAUGUUUCUUUGUCGGAGGCAGUUUCCGGAGGUGAGGACACCAGAAUUGCUCGCAAAGCUGGUUGAUGUGGUAUCCAGCUCAGGGGGUUCGAACCGGAAUACCACCAAUGUAGCCACGGCAGCUGGUUCCAGUUCCAGGGCUGCCAUGGCUUCUUCCUCCGUCCCAGUGUACGAGCCAGCGGUCCAACUUGUCGCCUCCCCGUCUUUUACUGUUGAUCUGAAUGACGGCGUAGGCGACGAGGUAGGAUCCUUUGAUAUUCUGCCGAACGCCUUACAGGGCGUUCCACCGGUUGGUGUCGGAGACGGAGUCUUGGGUGAUGCAGAGGAGGACGGCGUCGAGCCGGAUACGAUUGAGGAUGACAGCGGCGACGAGGUUGGAGCGAAUGGGCCUGCAUUGGCGGGCGGUGGUUCUAGCUCUGGCACACAGCAGUAUCCACCGCAUUUUUUCUCGUUGGACCUGGAUGCCAUGAGACAUGAGGGGGUUUUAGGGCACGAUGUUGGAUUCGGAGCUAGAGAUGCGGAAGGGACUGCUAGUCUGACAGAGUUCCAGGUUGGUCAGCAAUUCCAGGAUAAAGAUGAGGCCCUGUUAAGCGUGAAGACUUACAACAUUCAUGCACUCUCUGAACGGCAUAUGGAACAUGUGCGUCUCGGGACGCCAUCGCUCCACGAAUGCACUGACAAGGACCUCGGCUAG
Messenger RNA from Arachis stenosperma, 972 nucleotides. RefSeq lists its product as uncharacterized. The record is from RefSeq and is a predicted model, not a curated record. The coding region runs from base 1 to 972 and encodes 323 amino acids. The transcript has a single exon. NCBI's taxonomy places the organism in Eukaryota, Viridiplantae, Streptophyta, Magnoliopsida, Fabales, Fabaceae.